AUGGAGACGGACUGCGCAGUAUCUUGUCAAGCGCCUGCUCCUCCCGACGAAACCUCUGCUUUUAAGUUGGAACGGAGCAGCUGCUAUGUCGCAUUAGCCGAGCAGAAUGACGGAAACUGUAAAUGGUAUUUUCGAAGAUAGGACAGAAGACUUGCUUAGUUAUUGGGAGUGAAAUUCUGCUAUCUGUUCUUUCUUCACACUGUGAGAUACUCAUACUGAAGACAUGCAUCUUGAUGAUACCUUUCUAAAUAAUCUAAAAAAUCUAAAAACAAGCAGGUCUAAAGACGAAGAGACUGGGCAUCUCGAGACCGUCCUCGUCUGUAAGAAGAAGUGUGUCUUCCCCCGGUUGUGGCUCAUUGAGCGAAAGUCGCUACGUUCUCCGCCGACUCAUGCACGGCGGCUGGCUUCGCACAGAGCUCACACGUGGUCGGUCCUCUCUUCGUCAGGAGAGACUCAUCUGCGGAGUCUAAACUACAGCAUGCAGGAAAUUUCUUGUGCCUGCACGUCUCGAAGUGCGACUUGCGAAGUGCUGAGAAUACCACUAGGCGUGACGAAAUCUGAUGAUGAUCCGGAUUUUAGCAAUGUUCGAACUGGAGUCCGAUUUUGAAGCAGACAAGUCGUUGCCGCAAAGGAUUCCAAGUAAUAGUUGAAAGGCCUCAAAAACGUUCGGCUUCGGAUAACGUAAAACGAGGUUCCAUGACAUGACAUGGAGAUCGGAAGUCAACGCUAUAUUACUUACGUUUCGUGGCGGUCUUUGCAUCCUACGGUCGAGACGAGAAUAACGAACUACGAAAAACCAGCGUCAAGCUGUAUCUCGAUUUUACAAUUUGAGAUGGUCUUCCUGAUAUCGUUUAGAUUUUCGGAAUACAGAAGAUAGCGGAAAGCGAGCAUGCGGAUACGACGCAUCCAUAGGAUGAGAAGGGAGGGAAGCGAUCGACUGCGAUCGUGACGCUCUUUCGCGGGUUCGUUUUGCAGACACUCUUUUGUUGGUAUUUUUGAUGACCGUAAUCAUCUUCGUGUCGUGUAGAUGAAGUACAACUAGUACGAGACUUUCAUUCUGGCGACAUAGAAUACGAAUAGAGACGUGUGCAUAGUGAUAGUGCAUUGUGGAUGAUAAUUGACCAUGCAGAAUGAACAAGAAUAGUGAUGUAAAAUAUAUGGCCAAAGCGUCGGCGAUUGUGAUCUAUUCCAAUUUUUCUAAAAAUUCUAAAUUUUCU
This is a messenger RNA of Amoebophrya sp. A25, 1217 nucleotides long. Lineage: Eukaryota; Dinophyceae; Syndiniales; Amoebophryaceae. The record is from the annotation of a GenBank genome assembly.